Schistocerca americana (American grasshopper) is the source of this 5887-nucleotide messenger RNA. RefSeq names its product FH1/FH2 domain-containing protein 3 (gene Fhos). Gene Ontology annotation, cellular component: cytoskeleton; cytoplasm. Gene Ontology annotation, molecular function: actin filament binding. NCBI's taxonomy places the organism in Eukaryota, Metazoa, Arthropoda, Insecta, Orthoptera, Acrididae. The record is from RefSeq and is a predicted model, not a curated record. Bases 200 to 4351 code for a protein of 1383 amino acids. Gene Ontology annotation, biological process: cortical actin cytoskeleton organization; actin filament network formation. The transcript is spliced from 27 exons.
CAAGGUGCUGGUGACGGCGCCGGCAGCGCCCGGCACUGGCCAGCACCCAGCCGCCGCCUCCGCCUCUGCCUCAGAGAGCAGCAGCAGCAGCAGCAGCAGCGAGACAGAGUCCUCCGAGGAGACGUCCAGCACAGAGUCAGAGUCUGAGCAGGAGCCUGUGGAGAAGCCGGCAGACAGGGAGGAGGCCAAGUCGUUCCUGAUGCGUGCGCUGGCACCCGUCACCAGCUUCUUCCGCGGUUCCGGCGAGGCUGCCACGGACAAGGACAAGGACAAGGACAAGCAGAAGCUGGCGCGACACAUCCGGCACGUGCAGUCUGGGGAGCGCGCCUGGUGGCUGGACCCCAACGCCGAGGUGCCCGAGGGUGUGACUCGCAUCGCCAGUAGCCACCAGCUGGCCGGUGGUGUGUCCCGCACGCCGAGCGCGGCGCAGGUGGCGGCCGGCGGCGGGCUGGCGCGCGCCCCGAGCUCCAGGAAGCUGGCCGCGCUCCAGAGGGCGCCCAGCUCCCAGCGCGUGGGGCCCGGCUUCCGCAUCCGACCGCAGCAGUCGGGGGAGCUGCCCUGGUGGCUCUGCAAGGACGCAGAGGUGCCCGAGGGCGUCGUCAAGCUCGAGACCAGCUCCAGCGACGAGGACCACAGUAAGGCGGACAGCGGGCGGCGCUCGCCAUACGACAAUGUGCCGGACACCGAACCUGAGCCCGGCGUCGGGCCCGACGUCGAGGCUGCCCAACAGACCGGCGGGACGGCGCGCAGGCGCAGCCGCGGCUUCAUCGGCGCGCACACCAACAUCGACGACAUCCUGGGCAGCGUCGCGUCGCUCGUCGAGCCCGCCAUGGGCGUCGCCAGGCUGCGCCGCCGCCAGAUGGGUCUCGCCGCCGAAGACGACGACGAGGACGCUCAAGACGUGGAGGAGGUGGACGCCGCGUCGGUGCGACUGCACGACAGCUCCGCCCAGAGGCCCACCAUCGUGCGUCGCAGGAGCCAGCCGUCAGAUGGCCCGGCGAGCGCCCGAGACGGCAUGAUCAAGCUCGAUGAUGCGGCGUUGCAGCUGUACAAAGAUGGCGACUACGGGGCAUACCUGGACCUGGACGCAUCCAUCAACGAGCAGCAGGACGAGUUCGAGAACUUCCACAAGAACCACAAGAAUUCCAUCGUCCUUCGGACUCAGCUGUCGGUUCGCGUGCACACCAUAAUCGAAAAACUGCUCAACUCGGAGGGACGUGAACUGCGGCGCGCCCUUUUCUCACUGAAGCAGAUCUUCCAGGAAGACAAAGACCUAGUCCAUGAAUUUGUUCAGAAUGAUGGCCUAGCAUGCCUCAUCAAAGUUGGCUCCGAAGCAGACCAGAAUUACCAAAACUACAUCCUAAGAGCUUUGGGCCAGGUUAUGCUGUAUGUAGAUGGAAUGAACGGUGUUAUGGAACACAAUCAGACAGUUCAGUGGCUGUACACACUGAUUGCCAGCAAGUUCCGUCUGGUCGUGAAGACCGCACUGAAACUUCUGCUUGUAUUUGUGGAGUAUGUGGAAACAAAUUGCCUACUGCUCAUCCGAGCCAUCCAUACUGUUGAUUCUUCGCAUGGGGCUCUUCCCUGGAGUAACAUAAUAAAAUUGCUGAAGGAUUUUGACACAGCUGACACUGAACUGCUCAUAUAUGCAACUACACUAAUAAACAAAACACUGAAUGGUAUUCCUGAUCAAGAUACAUAUUAUGAUCAGGUUGAUGCCCUAGAGGAACAAGGCAUUGAAGCUGUAAUACAGAGGUACAUGUCAAAGCAAGGAACAGACUUGGACCUUCUUCGUCAGUUCCAAAUAUAUGAGGCAGUUCUCCACCAUGAGGAUGGAGAAGAGAAGGGAACACCACUGAAGCAACUGGAUGAUGCCAUUAGGAAGACACUGCGGCAGCGGAAAGCUUUGACAGAGUCAGUACCAGCUACUGGACGGCGUAAGUCACGCCGACAUUCAACCGGCACAUCCCCAUUCUCUCUUCGCCAACAACAACAGCAGUCACCAUCAUCAAAUCAACUGCUGGUCCCUGGUCAAGAUGAAGAAGGUUCUCCCGGAUCCCAUACACCACCUGGUUAUGGAGACACCUCCCAUAAGGACAGAAACGGUGAUGCAGGUGUGACACCAGCUCUGAGGAGGCGUAGAGAGCGUGCCGAGCGCCAGCGGAGCUUCAUCCGCGAGCAGCAGGAGACCACCGCCUCUUUGCGUGCCUCAAUUGUGGCACACGAAAACCAGAACAGUGUCACAUCUGGUCACGAGAUGGAAGGAACAGCACAGACUCCUGACUCACCCAAAAGAGAAUCAGGUUCAGUACGUGAUCUCACACAGAGACUUGCAAAUGCAGGUGUCGGUGGGAACCAAGAUGAAGUGACAGGGCCGCGUCCACCAGACCUUGCUGGUGACAUGACUGGACUUGUAUCUCGUGCUAAGGAAGGCCUGGCCAAGUCAAAAUCAAAGGCUGAAGUUGUGCCAUCUCCUAGACCACCACCAGAGGUAAAAAAGUCAGAAGUUGACUUACAGUGGGAGGAAUUAGUGAAUAAGGUCAAGCGGCCAUUGGCUCUAGCUGACUUGGACUUUACUGACUUGGUCAGUGAUGAUGACACCAACCUCCUUUCUCCGUCACCCAUCUGCAAUGGUGGUCCGCCUCCUCCACCUCCAGCACCAAGAGGUGUUGCUCCACCACCACCACCAGCCCUAAGAGGAGUUGGUCCACCACCACCACCGCCAGCUGCCAUUCCACCAGCUAUGCGGAAUGGUCUUUCGCCACGGACAACCGCGCUUUCAAACUCACCCACAUCUCCACCAAUUAGAAAGACUAAAAAGACAGUCAAAUUAUUCUGGAAGGAAGUUCGUGAUGAUCCUGUUGUUGCAGCUAAGUUGCACAGUGUAGGAGGCACUAUAUGGGAUGAGCUUCCCUCUGUUGCAGUUGAUACGCAGAAGCUGGAGCACCUGUUUGAGUCACGUGCCAAGGACCUCAUUGCCAAGGAGAAACAGCAAGAGAUGAAUAAAAACAAGGAAAUCAUAGUAUUGGAUCAUAAACGCUCAAAUGCAAUAAAUAUAGGAAUGACAAAGCUUCCUCCCCCAAGAUCUAUACGAACUGCCAUUAUGAAGAUGGAUGCCACAAUCAUGAACAGGGAAGGAAUAGAGAAACUUCUUACAAUGCUUCCAACAGAAGAAGAAUGUACUAAGAUCCAAGAGGCACAAAUGGCCAAUCCUGACUUACCACUUGGCAGUGCAGAACAGUUCUUGCUGACACUUGCAUCAAUUUCAGAACUUCCUGCAAGAUUGAAACUCUGGGCCUUUAAACUAGAUUAUGAGAACAGUGAAAAGGAAGUAGCAGAACCUCUCAUGGAUCUUAAGCAAGGAAUGGAGACCCUUAAAUCCAACAAAACAUUCCGUGGUAUUCUUAGUACCUUGCUUUCAAUUGGUAUUUUUCUAAAUGGAAGUGAGGUGAAAGGAUUUCAGAUAGAAUAUUUGGCAAAGGUUCCAGAAGUAAAGGACACAGUGCAUAAACACUCUCUGCUGCACCACCUUUGUCAUAUGGUUAUGGAAAAAUUUCCAGAUUCAACAGACUUGUAUUCAGAGAUUGGUGCUGUUACACGUGCAUCAAAAGUUGAUUUUGAUGAGCUUGCUGCCAACAUUCAGAAAAUGGAGCAAGAGUGCAAAGCCUCUUGGGACCAUCUAAAAGUUAUUGCAAAGCAUGAUGGCUUCACUAUGAAGACAAAGAUGUCCGAUUUUCUGGCAGACUGUGCCGAGAGGAUUAUUGUUUUAGGGAUAGUGCACAGAAGAGUCAUGAACAGGUUUCAUAAAUUUCUCCUAUGGCUGGGGAUUCCGAUGCAUCGAGUGCAGGAUUUACGACCAAAUGAAUUUUGCCGCACUGUUUCUGAGUUUGCUCUUGAGUAUCGCACUACUCGAGAACGUGUACUGCAGCAACUCGAGAAAAAAGCAAAUCAUCGUGAACGCAACAAAACACGUGGGAAGAUGAUUACUGAGGUUGGCAAGUUUCGCACAAAGGAGGAUCGUGCAGAUGCUGAAUUACGGCAGCUGUUGGGUGGAGAUGUUUCUGAUGCAGAAAGUGUUCAUGGCACUUUAACACUGCCAUGGCGUCGACAAAGGAAGGACGCAGGUCGAAAUGCUCUGAGUCCUUCAACUGGCGAUGCAACAGUGAAUGGUCACCUGACAGAUGGAGAUGAUGAAAUUUUGGAAUCUCUUGUGAAAACUGCCACCAAAGCACCAAAUACGAGGACAACACCACGAGAACGCAAACGAACCAGAAAUGCUGAUCGCAAAUCCUUAAAGCGGUCUCGAACACGGGAGAAUAAUGUGAUGGAAGGUUGUAGGGGGUCACCAUGAUCAGAAGGUUUGUGCGAAGAACUCUUAAAAAUGGUUUAUCAGAAGAGGACAAGAAGCACCUCGCUGCGUAUAUAAAAGGCUACUGAGUAGUUUCUCCUUGCUUGAUAGACUGUGAUACAAUGUAUGUGCAUUAUAUGUGAUAUUUAUGUAAUUUCAAUGGGGGAUUACUAGUACCUCAGUGGCACGAAAGUUGGGAAUUUUUAUACCUGCUAUGUACUGAAGGUGUGUUCCUAGUCUUUUUUUAUUCCAACUGGAAGUGUCAUAUGUUUAAAAUGUAAAAGUACAAGCAAUACAAAACUGUUGCAUUUGUAUAAAUUUAUUUUGUAAAAAAUGUAUACAAAUUUGAGAAAAAUUGUGUUUCUCAUUUUAUAACAUAGUUUCAACAUUUCAGUGUACAUAUGUAUAGUGUGGUGAACAACUGAUGAAAGUUUUUCACAAAGAAAGAAAUUUUACAACUUUUAUAAGUGUGUGUUUUAUGUAUGAAAUGGGUAUGCUAUUUACAGUCAAGUUGCUAAUAAAGUCCAAGAAAAAGCUGUCUCCAACUAAUGAUGUAACAAAUGCUUCAACAGAAAGUCAUGAAUUUUGUGGAAUACUCAUGCCUAUUUAAGGUCUUUUGCUGUUUUUUCAUCACACAAUAACAAAUAAGCAGUGAAAGAAAUUAUUUCAUAUUAUUAGUUACACUUCUUAAAGACUAUACCAUCUUGGAAAAAAAUAAACUGCAAAAUACGGACAAAGAUGGGCUGUUUCCUGUAUGAUUGUGAACUGUGAAAAACAAAAGACUGAAACAUCUAGGAAUUAUUCCCGGUGGAAGAUUAAGAGAUAUUCUCAGCUGGACCAAUAAAAUGAUGGUAAGUUUACUCAGAAAAUUUAUGUAACAAAUGAACAUGUGGGGAGUGUUAGCUCUUCGACUAUUUCCGCAAAAAAAUAUAAUGAAAGAUACACCAUUAAGUCUGAUAACUUUAUGUAUGUUGAGAAUUAUGGAAAAGAUAACCACCUAAUUCCUGUAGAUGAUAAAAACAAGUUGGUGAAACAGAAAUGAUCCUUUGUGGUACAUAUUUAAGUCCCUCAAUAAAUCUGCAGUGAGUGGCUGUUUAUGGUGAAUUAUUUUUAUGCAAAAUAUUUGUCAUGAAAAUUCCAAUACUGAACCACAUUGUAAUUCUCUGUAGGAAAAAACAGUGGUGCUGUAAAACCACACAUAUCAAAGAAUAUCAUUCCAUAAUCACCAAUUUCCACUGUUACUGAGAUACAUAGGAAGGAGACAGCCUAGGACCAAUAGCAAAUUUAUUUGUACAUAGUAUGGAUAAAAUGUGUUCCAUUUUCUUUGGUAUAAAAACUACAUUUGUGAGCAAUAUUUAGCUUUAAAUUUUCUUCAAGUUUUCCUGUUGAGAAAUGAUUGACAGAUAAAUGCUUCAUGAGGAUAUGAUUAUGUAACUUUGCUAGUCUUCUAAGUGUUGUCUGUUCAGCACUAUAUUGUAACAGAACCUUUUGUAUAGAACAAUCACAUGACAAAAUAAAUAGUGAUCCUUAUGCUCAAAA